AUAAAUAAAACAAAAUGUCAUUUCUCUGUUGAAAUAUGCUAUUAUAAAAAUGGCAGAUUUUAUAAUAAACUGGCUUAGUGGAAAUUCUAUGAGUCUUGAAGAGGUACCUUAGGUACCUUAUUUUAAAAAGUUUCUUAUUUAAGAAAUAUGAAAGGAUUUUUUUACUGCAGAAGCAAAACUUCAUUUUAAAAAAGAUUUAAUAAUCAACGUCAUGCAUUUGGUGGGGGACUGAGUUAAAUUCACCAAGGAUAAGUAAAGAGAAUUAGGAAUCUGGCAGUAUGUUUUCAGAGCUGUAUGAAAUAGGAUGGCAACUUGAAAAUUGAUGUAUAUGCUGCAUUUUCAACAAAUAAGAAAAAAACUUAUCUUUAAAUGGGAAGUGAGGUUUCUGAAUUUAAAAGGCUGAUUAUUUUUCACUUAAAAUUUUUUUGUUCUUCAUAUUUGUUCCCAUUUCAAAUAGUUGAUAUUUAUCUUCCAUUAUGUUUUCUGUCCCAAAACACACUAUCUCCUUUUUUAAAGCUACAUACUAAGAUAUGCAUUACAAAUGUAUACCAAUAAAAGAAAUGGCAUACUUCUCAGUAGGGCGGCAUUUGUUUAUCUGGAUGAGCUAUAGCUACAGAUUAGAUCCUUAAGGGGACAAAUUAUUUGCUACUCAAAGUUUCCAUUCUCAAAGAAUCAGCUGUACUAUCGUAUUGGCAAAAUCCUGAUACACUGUGUGGGAAAGCUAGUGCCAGCUGGGUAGACUGGCAUCUGUCCUGGUAAUGGAGGGAUCUCUUAUUUGGUUAAGCCAGGACCCUGAACUGUGUUCUCCCUAACUUGGAUUUACAUCUAAUUUUGGGGGGACACAUCUAUUAUAUGAAUUAAAUGCUGCUUCAUAGGGUUGAAUGCACUUCAGUUGACUUUUCAUAUGUGGUUUAUAAUUUCUUAUGUGUUCGGAGUAAAAUGAUAUUAAUGACAAUGCAGGAAAAUUUGGGAAGUCACCAUCUCUGUGCAUCUUUUUUAGUUGAAUGCAUAUUUGUAAAUAAUAAGAGCAGUAUAAAAUAAAAUCAUGAGUUUACAAACUAAUCACUAUAAAUAAAACAAAUUAUCAUUACUCUAUUGAAAUAUGCUAUAAUAAAAAUGGUGGAUUUGAUAAUAAACUGGCUUAGUGGAAAUUCUGUGACCCUUAGAGGUACCUUAGUUACCUUAUUUUAAAAAGUUUCUUAUUUAAAAAAUAUGAAAAGAUUUUUUACGUCAGAAGCAAAAGUUCGUUUUGAAAAAGCUUUAAUAAUCAACAUCAUGCAUUUGGUGGGGGACUGAGUUAAAAUUCAGCAGAGAUAAGUAAAGAGAAUUAGGAAUCUGGCAGUGUUUUUUAAGAGCUGUAUGAAAUAGGAUGGCAAGUUGAAAAUUGAUGUAUGUGCUGCAUUUUCAGUAAACAAGUAAAAAACCUAUCUUUAAAUAGGAAGUAAUGUUUCUGAAUUUAAAAGGGUGAUUAUUUUUCACUUAAAAUUUUUUUUGUUCUUCAUAUUUGUUCCCAUUUCAAAUAGUUGAUAUUUAUCUUCAAUUAUGUUUUCUCCUCCCAAAACAUACUGUCUUUUUUAAUAGUACAUACUAAGGUACAAAUUACAAAUGAAUACUAAUAAAAGAAAUGACACAUUUCUCAAGGGCAAUAUUUGUUUGUCAUGAUUAGCUAUAUCUAUUGAUUAGAUCCUAAAGGGGACAUAUCAUUUGCUACUUGAAGUUUGCAUUCCCAAAGAAUCAGCUGUACUAUCAUAUUGGCAAAAUCCUGAUACAGUGUGUGGGAAAGCUAGUGCCAGCUGGGUGGGCUGCAAGCUGUCCUGGUCAUGGAGGGAUCUCUUAUUUGGUAAGUUUCCUCAGGAGCCUUAAAUGUAUUCUCCCCAACUUUGAUUUAGAUCUAAUUUUGGGGGAACACGUCUAUUAUAUAAAUUAAAUACUGCUUCAAAGCGUUGAAUCCACUUCAGUUGACUUUUCAUAUGUAGUUUAUAAUUUCUUAUUUGUUUUGAAUAAAAUGAUAGUAAUCACAAUGCAGGUAAAUGUGGAAAGACACCAUCUCUGUGCAUCUUUUUUAGUUUAAUGCAUAUUUCUAAACAAAAAAAUACCAAAUAAUAUGAGUUUCAAAACUAUACAAUCACUAUAAAUAAAACAAAUUAUCAUUACUGUGUUGAAAUAUGCUAUAAUAAAAGUGGUGGAUUUGAUAAUAAACUGGCGUAGUGGAAAUUCUAUGACUCUUGGAUAGGUAUAUCUUAGGUGCCUUAUUUAAAAAGUUCAUUACUUAAAAAGUAUGAAAGGAUUUUUUACUUCAGAAGCAAAAGUUCAUUUCAAAAAAGGUUUAAUCAACGUCAUGCAAUUGGUGGGGGACUGAGUUAAAAUUCAGCAAGGAUAAGUUAAUAGUAUUGGGAAUCUGUCAGUAUUUUUUAAGAGCUGUAUGAAAUAAUAUGGCAACUUGAAAAUUGGUGUAUAUGCUGCAUUUUCCACAAAUAAGAAAAAAACCUAUCUUUAAGAAGUCAGGUGUCUGAAUUUGAAAGACUGAUUAAUUUUCACUUAAAAUGUUUUUUUGUUCUUCAUAUUUGUUCCCAUUUCAAAUAGUGGAUAUUUAUUUUCAAUUAUGUUUUCUCUUCCCAAAACAUACUUUUUAAAUAGUACAUACUAAGAUACACAUUACAAAUGCAUACCAAUAAAAGAAAUGAAACAUUUCUCAAUGGGGCAACAUUUGUUUAUCAUGAUGAGCUAUAGCAAUAGAUUAGAUCCUAAAGGGAGCAAAUUAUUUGCUACUUAAUGUUUGUAUUCUCAAAGAUUCAGCUGUACUAUCUUAUAGGGAAAAUCCUGAUACAGUGUGUGCGAAAGCUAGUACCAGCUGGGUGGGCUGUCAUCUGUCCUGGUCAUGGAGGGAUCUCUUAUUUGCCAGAUCAAGUCAAAUUCAUGUUCUCAAGUAUGUCCAAGGAAAUUAAGAACUGGUGCAUGAGAAAGAUAGGAAAACAAUUCCAAACCCUAGCAGUAUCAAAAGCAAGUUUAUAAUACAGCUUGCUGAUGACCGUAUGGCACUGGUGUCGGGCAUCAGCUUAGAUCCAGAAGCAGCAAUUGGUGUGACAAAACGGUCCCCUCCUAAAUGGGUAGAUGGAGUGGAUGAAAUACAGUAUGAUGUUGGCCGGAUUAAACAGAAGAUGAAAGAAUUAGCCAGCCUUCACGACAAGCAUUUAAACAGACCCACCCUGGAUGACAGCAGUGAGGAGGAGCACGCCAUUGAAAUAACCACACAGGAGAUCACACAGCUCUUCCACAGAUGCCAGCGAGCCGUGCAGGCCCUGCCCAGUCGGGCCCGCAGGGCCUGCUCCGAUCAGGAGGAGAGGCUGCUUCGGAACGUGGUGGCCUCCCUGGCCCAGGUGCUGCAGGAGCUGUCCACCAGCUUCCGGCACGCGCAGUCGGACUACCUCAAACGCAUGAAGAAUCGAGAGGAAAGAUCCCAGCAUUUUUUUGAUACAUCAGUACCACUAAUGGAUGAUGGAGACGAUAAUACUCUUUACGAUCGGGGUUUCACAGACGACCAGUCAGUGCUUGUGGAGCAGAGCACACUGAUGGUGGAGGAGAGGGAGCGAGAGGUCCGCCAGAUCGUGCAGUCCAUUUCUGACUUGAAUGAAAUAUUUAGGGACUUAGGAGCGAUGAUUGUAGAACAGGGUACAGUCCUUGAUAGGAUUGACUAUAAUGUUGAACAGUCCUGUAUCAAAACCGAAGAUGGCUUGAAACAGCUUCACAAGGCAGAACAGUAUCAAAAGAAGAAUCGGAAGAUGCUUGUGAUUUUAAUAUUAUUUGUCAUCAUCAUUGUUCUCAUUGUUAUCCUCGUCGGUGUGAAGUCUCGCUAAGUGGCAUUAGGUUCUUGUGUGUGCCGCACGUAUGGGUGUCCCAGAGGUGAGAGGUUCAGCCUGCACCCCGCCAGCUGCCUGCUGACUGUAGCCACGAGGGACCCUCAGGCAUCCGCGCGGAGGACCUUUCCAUGGACCCGUCUUCACAGUCCUGCUCAAGCAAGGGGAAUGGGCUUUAAUUUUUCCUUCGUUGUUGAGAAUGUAAGGACCUUUGGUACUGCUACAGAAUAGAGAUUGAGUUCUAUGAUCAGCUUUAAUAUAUAUUUUUUUUAGAAAGAGAAAAUGAAUUGAAAGUUUACAGGCACUGUAGAAGCUGUUUGGUAUUAUAUGUCUAUAUGCUAUUUUUUUAGCAGUCAUGUCUGAGCAGCAUGUUAAAAUGAUUUUUGGAAAAAUUUUUUUAAAACCAUCUGGUUUUUAAGAAAUUUGGUACCAAAAAUUUAUGAGUAGAGGCAAAAAUGCCUCUUCAUCUUUCUCUGUGUAUUUUCCAGUUGAAAACAAACUAAGAAGUCCUUUAAGAAUUUAUAAUCCGUUCCCCAUUAACUUAAUUUAGCUUUUCCAUCACUGUUAAUGAUCAGAGUAACAAAGUGUGAAAAAUAAGAAACCAUCAUUGAUGUUAAUUAACACAUUUAGAUGGGCCAGUUAAAACAGCUUCAUAAGUUUAAAUUAAUUGUAAGUGGAAUAUUCCUCAUUUAAAAUUUUUGCACUGCAUUUUCUACUGUAAACCAAAAGGGUUUACUAAGCAAAACCACCUAAAUUUAAAAGUUGGUGAUUUGAAUGAACCUCACAUUAAAGGAAGCUUGACAAUGUCAUGAAAGUCACCAGAUUCAGCCAGUGUGCCCCUGGGUGUCCCCAGCCAUCCUACUCAGCCCAUUACUUAUAUGCUAACUACAUAAUGACCUGUUCAAACCAGACUCCAUUUAAUGAACUGUGAAUUUACACAGAGGCCGUUUUAAAUGGGUCACCCCAUUUAGGAUUAGUGGAUCUCAAAUUAUUAACCAAACAUCACUCCAUUUCAAAGUAAAAUAUUCUGCCAUUGACUUGAUUUAUUGGCUCUUCCAUUGCUACUUAGCAAUGCCCAGAAAGCAAUGCCCAGAAAGUAGCCAUAUUCCCGAGGGUUGUGGAAAUCUUGACUAGGAAAUACCAUGUUUGUGUGAGUGCGGAUCAGCUCGCCAAAGUAGGACUUUUGUCAUUUUACCUGCCUAUUAUCAAAAUGGUGCUUGAAUAUAUUCCUGGAACUGUAAAGUAAUGUGGAAAGUGAUAACUUUAAAAACUGAAGUUGUUUGUGUUUUAUUGGCCUUGUUUUGACACCAGUAUAGUUUGAAUGGUCUUUGUGUAAUUUUUGAUAGAUUUUCCAUUGUUUUUGUUUCUCUUAAAAAGUUUAAGAAGAGCAUGACCUCAUUAAAUGUGUUACGUUUUAUAGUUGGACCAGUCACAUAAAAUGUUUCUCUAGAAUUGACUUUGAAGUUGUUUCUGGAAAUUUAAACUCAAGUCCAGAGAUUCAAGUUGUCCAAACAGAUCAUGGGCUUAACACUCAAACCCCUGCCCCAGCCUUCCCUUCCCAAGUUGAUGCCUCCAGGCAGCCACUGGUUUUCUUCUUACCGAUGUGGCUGUAGAAUGACAAUGACCUAAAGGUGUCAAUCCAGGAAAUAGCGUGGUAUUCCCUGACAAACAUCUAUUAGGAAAGAAGGUCAGAGAAUAAGAAUCCGGUGACUCCUCAGUCACUUCUGAAACGUGGGGCUUCGAUCCUGAGGUCACUGUGGGCAUUCUUUAGUCUCAGCAGGCUUUCACCAUGGGUAGCUAGGCCUGCUGCUUGGGAAUGGGGCUGUACACCUUGGGGGAAUUGCCUCAGAAACAGUCUGUAGGGGUAUUACUGGAUUCUUAUUAAAGCUUUUCAAAGUGCUGAGUCUUACCCUUGAAGGAAAGUGACCCUUUAAGAAAGGAUCGCCAUUUAUUUAUAUUUAUUUUCAUUGAAUAGGGUGAUUAGAGUUGGUUUUUGUCUCCCCCACCCCAUUUGGUUAGAAUGAUGGAUCUGAUUAGAAACUAUCUUAAGGAUCUCAUGUUGGGAUGGGUGAACUGUUUCAUUCUGACUGAAACCAGUGAGGUCCCAGCUUACGCUGUCUGCUGCCAUGACUGGUAUUCCAGGGUGGAAACAAACAGACACAGCCUAGAGCUGGCCCCAGAGCCUUUGUACUUACUUGUUGGGGUCCUCAAACCACUGUAUUUUUCUUUUGAGCCUGUACUUGGGGAAAGAUCAGUAGCAUUUGAGGAGGUAAGAAAAAUAAUCAUGUCCUGGUACCUCAGGGUUUCUUUUCCUCUGAACAAGGUGGACCCCUUCCCCUGCUGACAGCCAUUGUCCAUGGGCGUAUUGUGCUCUUCUGGUCCCUGUUGGGCUGUGGAGGUCACGAUUGCCCAGUCCAGUUUCUCCCUGGCCCAGGACAGGUGCACGCUGGGGAAGAGGCCCAUCUGGGAAGGGUCCUUCUGGACAUAUGCCCCCUUUAAAGUGUCCUGGGGUGGCUCUGCCUGAGCGGAGCUGGGUGGCGAAACAGAAACGUGUACCCUCUGUUCCCCAAAGCUCCUGAUCUUUCCUGAGAUUGUAACUGAAAAUUGCUGUCCUUGUUUGUUCAUUUUGGGGGUUGGUGGUGCUGGCUGGGCCAUGCCGUGUGGAGCAGUGUGUGUCUCUAAUUUAACAGAUUUACCGCUUUCUCUGCUAAUUGAGAGAGCAUUAUUUAUUUGUUUUGACACAAGUGCUUUCAGUGUUUUAUCCUAGCUAAUGGCUUCUUAAAGGUAAUAAAACCCCUUCUAACCUAAUUGGUCAGAUUAAGACUUUUUUUCUUGUAUGAUUAAAUAAAGCAAUUAGUGAAGCGCUUCUAUCUAAAAUGACUUUUUUUUGUCCAUUUUUAAAACUAAUUUACUGUUACUGGAAACUUUUUGUACAAUAAAGCAAUCAUACAGAUUAAAGAACA
Molecule: messenger RNA, 6817 nt
Organism: Microcebus murinus (gray mouse lemur)
Lineage: Eukaryota; Metazoa; Chordata; Mammalia; Primates; Cheirogaleidae
Source: RefSeq, a predicted model, not a curated record